AUGAUCAGCCGCAGCACCAGUGUUCCGCAGACUGUCAGCCAGUGCGCGAAAACCGCGGAAAAAAGGCAGGAAAGUUUUCUGGUGAAAAAAUGCUUAGCCAUACCGAAAGCUGUCACACCUAUUCCCGACCGAGUAGUCGAUCAGCCAUUAUUCAGUUGUUCGCAGGUGGGCAGGCAAGAAAGUCUGCUGACCGUAGAUGCACCAGUGAUGAGCAGACUGGCAGCCAGAACCCGAAGCGUCACGUCCGGCAGGCUGGACAGCCUGCUGACCGAAGAUGAUCAGCCCGCAGCACCAGUGGAGCGCGGGCUCAUGUGUCGCACUCGAAGCACCACGACUGACAGGCAAGAAAGCCUGCCGAUCAAAGGUGGUCAGCCCGCAGCACCAGUGAUGAGCAGACUGGCAGCCAGAACCAGAAGCAUCACGUCCAGCAGGCUGGACAGCCUGCUGACCGAAGAUGAGCCCGCAGCACCAGUGGAGCGCGGGCUCAUGUGUCGCACCCGAAGCACCACGACUGACAGGCAAGAAAGCCUGCCGACCGAAGGUGGUCAGCCCGCAGCACCAGUGGAGCGCGGGCUGAUGUUUCGCACUCGAAGCACCACGACUGACAGGCAAGAAAACCUGAUGACCGAAGGUGUCCAGCCCGCUUUACCAAUGGUGAGUAGACUGGCGGCCAGAACCCAAAGCAUCACGUCCGGCAGGCUGAAGGGCCUGCUGACUGUAGAUUGUGUCCACAGCUCCAAUGGUGCGCAGACUGGCACUCUGAACACUAUGCACCACGACUAUUACUACUACAAUGGUAGGUCCGUGGCACCAGUCGAGCGCAGAACGUUCAUUCGCACAGGCACCACGUCGGGCAGGCUGGAGAGACUGUUGGCCGGGGAUGGGAGACUGUUGGCCGGGGAUGGGAGACUGCUGGCAGCGAAGGGGUUAGCCAGCAGUACCAGUGGUGCGCAGGCUGAUGUAUCGCACCCGAAGCACCACGACUGACAGGCAAGAAAGCCUGCGGAAGAUGGUCGGCAC
This is a messenger RNA of Nymphalis io (European peacock), 1020 nucleotides long. RefSeq lists its product as uncharacterized. The record is from RefSeq and is a predicted model, not a curated record. The coding region runs from base 1 to 987 and encodes 328 amino acids. The transcript has 3 exons. Lineage: Eukaryota; Metazoa; Arthropoda; Insecta; Lepidoptera; Nymphalidae.